AUGGCAAGUAUCAUAGAGGCCUCUGCAGCCUUGAGAAAGCGGAAGAACCUGAAAAGAGGCAUCAACUUCACGUUGAUGGUUGUAGGUGAGUCCGGUUCGGGGAGAUCAACUUUUGUCAACACACUAUGCGGGCAGCAAGUGGUGGACGUAUCAACCUCUAUUAUGCUUCCAACGGACAGAUCAACGCAGAUUGAUCUACAAUUGCGUGAAGAAACAGUGGAACUGGAGGAUGACGAGGGUGUAAAGAUCCAAUUGAACAUCAUAGACACACCCGGGUUCGGAGACUCACUCGACAAUUCUCAAAGCUUUAAUGUGGUCUCUGAUUACAUUCGCCAUCAGUAUGAUGAAAUCCUGCUGGAGGAAAGCCGUGUGAGAAGGAACCCACGUUUCAAGGACGGCAGAGUUCACUGUUGUCUGUAUCUUAUCAACCCCACCGGUCACGGCCUUAAAGAAACCGACGUCGAAUUUAUGAAGACUCUCGGGCCUUUGGUCAACGUCAUUCCGGUCAUCAGCAAAGCGGACUCUUUGACCCCCGCUGAGCUCAAGCUCAACAAAAAACUCAUAAUGGAGGAUAUCGACUACUACCACCUCCCCAUAUACAAUUUCCCCUUUGAAGAAAACGACAUCUCCGACGAGGACUACGAGACGAACAUGUAUCUACGUUCUUUAGUGCCCUUCUCGGUGAUCGGAUCCAACGAAGUGUACGAUCUUGGGGAUGGAGCUAUGAUCCGUGGCCGUCAAUACCCCUGGGGCACCCUUGACGUCGAGGACUCAUCUCUUUCAGACUUCGUUGUUCUAAGAAACACGCUUCUAAUUUCGCAUUUACAUGACCUCAAGGAUUACACGCAUGAGAUUCUCUACGAGAGGUACAGAACGGAGGCACUGUCAGGCGAGACAUCGUCCCAGCGGGCCAACGGGAAUAGCAGCACGGCCUACGCCGACUCACCGGUGGCCUCUGGCAAAUCAUUCCAACAUGCCGAAACUGACUCGCUCAACUCCUCCAAGCAGGCCAGUGCUAACCAAGAUACAUACUUGGCUCGCGAAGAACAAAUCAGACUUGAAGAGGAAAGGCUCAGGGCAUUUGAAGAGCGCGUUCAGCAAGAGUUGCUCAUGAAGAGACAAGAGCUACUGCAGAGAGAACAAGAGCUCAGGGAAAUUGAAGAGAGAAUUGAGAGAGAGGCUAGAAUCAAGGAAGAAUCUGGGGACCUUGAGUAA
Molecule: messenger RNA, 1215 nt
Organism: Lachancea thermotolerans CBS 6340
Lineage: Eukaryota; Fungi; Ascomycota; Saccharomycetes; Saccharomycetales; Saccharomycetaceae
Gene: CDC11
Product: septin CDC11
Exons: 1
Coding region: 1-1215 (404 amino acids)
Biological process (GO): division septum assembly; actomyosin contractile ring assembly; protein localization to bud neck
Cellular component (GO): microtubule cytoskeleton; cytosol; septin complex
Molecular function (GO): molecular adaptor activity; GTP binding; GTPase activity
Source: RefSeq, a predicted model, not a curated record